CACCUUCCCCUGCGGCGAUGACGACGCUGAAGCCAUUUUGACGGAGGCCAGAAAGUGAGGCUCCGGGCCUCCAGCGGCGGCUAGAGCUCAGGAAGAACUUGCCAUUUAGGAAAGGGGGAAAAAAGAAAGAAAAGAAAAAACUUUUUAUUUUUUAAAUUUUCCUCUCACCAGAAAUGGCCAAUGUGCUCUGUAACAGAGCCAGGCUGGUUACAUAUCUCCCAGGAUUUUACUCUUUAGUUGGGAGGGUUGUAAAUCCCAAAGCUUUUUCCACUGCUGGAUCUUCAGGUUCAGAUGAGUCUCAUGUAGCUACUGCACCUCCAGAUAUAUGUUCAAGAACUGUGUGGCCAGAUGAAACAAUGGGACCAUUUGGGCCCCAGGAUCAAAGAUUUCAGCUCCCUGGAAACAUAGGUUUUGACUGUCACCUCAAUGGGACAGCUCUACAGAAGAAAAAUCCAGUUCAUAGAACUUUGCCUGAUGUCCUAGCAGAGCCUUUAUCAAGUGAAAGGCAUGAAUUUGUGAUGGCACAGUAUGUAAGUGAAUUUGAGGGCAAUGAUGCACCUGUUGAACAACAGGAAAUUAAUAGGGCAGAAACUUAUUUUGAAAAUGCCAAAGUUGAAUGUGUAAUACAAACAUGUCCAGAGCUUCUUCGAAGAGAUUUUGAAUCAAUGUUUCCAGAAGUGAAUUCUGGCAAACUAGUGGUUCUAACUGUAACACAGAAAACCAAAAAUGAUAUGACCAUGUGGAGUGAGGAGGUUGAAAAUGAAAGAGAAAUGCUGUUAGAAAAGUUUAUAAAUGGUGCUAAAGAAAUUUGCUAUGCUUUGCGUACUGAAGGCUAUUGGGCUGAUUUUAUUGAUCCAUCAUCUGGAUUGGCAUUUUUUGGACCAUAUACAAGCAACACUCUUUUUGAAACAGAUGAGCGUUAUCGACAAUUGGGAUUUUCUGUUGAUGAUCUUGGCUGCUGCAAAGUGAUUCGCCAUAGUCUUUGGGGUACCCAUGUGGUUGUUGGAAGUAUCUUCACAAAUGCCACAACUGAUAGUUGCAUUAUGAAGAAAUUAAGUGGAAACUAGGUGGCAACUGCAUUAUUUGUACUUGACACUUUAUCUAUAAACUCUGUCCAAAAGUCUUCAGUUUUUUAAAAUACUCAUUUUUAGGUUAAAGAAAAAAAUAUUUAUUUCAACAUCUGUAAACAUAAGAAUUUAUGUGAUUUAUGAGAUUUUCAAAAAAUGUCAAAUGUUCACUCCUCGUAUUGUUGUUUAAUUCUUGUUAACUCACCUUCAUUGUAUAAAAACAAUGAUUCAUAUGGAGCCAAGAUUUUCUCAUAUUACAUAUUUAUGGAAAGAGAGUUUUAGCUAUAUCUUCCUUACAUUUGAAAUUUUCAGUUUUACUUGCAUCUUUCCAAAAAUAAAUCACAGGUUAAGAAGAUAAAGAUUAUGUUUCUUUUCCCAUUGUGGUACAUUUCAAAUUCAUUCCUAAAAGAUUUUAAAUUCAAACUCCUAUAAAUCUUAAUCAAGUAUUACAAUUUUGGUAAACUAUAGUUGCAAUAUUUACAUUCAGGUUAAGAAUCUUUCUCCAUGUUUAUUGGAAAAGCAAGACUUCCUACUUUAAAAAAAAAAUUGGUCUUCCUCAAAUUUAAAGCUUUUAAGAUUUUAAUAUUUUCAUCUUUUUCACUCUAUAGAGAUUUAUUUUGUGUCAAGAUGCAUACAUCAACAUGAUUAUAUAACUUAAGAUGUUUUAGGCCUUGGAUUUAAAUAUGUCAGAAUGUAGACACAUGGUAUUACAGACAAUUUUUGUUUCCUUUGCCAAAUCUAAUUUUGUGAUCCAGUGAUAAAACAGAAUACCUCAGUCAAUGACAGAACUUAUUUUUUGACAACAUAAACUUGAAAAAACUAAUCUUGUAUCACUGGUCUUAUGCCAAUAGCUACCAUGAAAAUAAUAAGAAUAUGUAACAUACCAGAAAGUAUUCAUUGCCUCAUUCUUUCUAUGAGUUUAAAAAAUGGGGAUAUUAAACACCUAUUUAAUGACCCAUAGAAAUGAAAAAGUCUAGUAGUAUAAUCUUUCUUGAUUAAUAUUUAGCUUGGGUAACAGGUGAUAUUUAUGUUUAUAAAGAAAGUUUUCUUACCACUUGCUGUAAAGAAAAGCAAUGAUUCUCUUUUUUUUCCAGUACUGAACAUUACAGUCAACAUUUUUUUAAAUCUGCCGAAUGAGAGAUUGGAAAAGAUAAUCCCUAAGUUCCCUCUGUCUCUAAACAUUUUAUAAUUCUAGAUGUGAAACCAUCUCAAUAGAACUCCUAAUGAAUUCCUAAGGAUCCAUGCUAUGAAAUGACCUCAUAAUAUGGUUUUUUUGUCAGUAGUUAUUUACAUUCCCAGUGUUUGUAAGUAUUUCCUGCUACUUCAUAUUUUACCUAUCUUUUAAUGCAUUGGUACUCCUCAAAAUAUUAUUUCUUCACUCUUUACUAGUUUGAUCUGCCUUAUAUUCAUCAGCUGAAGCUCUUGAUUUAUCCUUUCAUAUAUUCAUGCUGUCAGCUGAGUACUAUUUAUCAAAAAAGAAAACACCCCAUUCUGGAGAAAGAGGUUUACUGCUGUCUAUGUGCUAGAUAAAAAAAAGCAUUGAAAAAUACUUGUUUUCUCUCUUUGUUGAUGAUGCAAUUACCAGCAAUGUGGCAAAAAGCAAGGACUUCUUAUACAGUUGUAUGCUGUAAGAAAUAGUGUUUUGACAAAGUUGAUGUUUAAUAUAGUCAACAUGGAGAGAAACUUGUCUCCAGUGAGUUCUAUGAACACUUACCCUUCCACAAGGAAAAAGUGACAGUUACUGUCUAAUAAAUGCCUAUAAAACCAACUCAAUUCUUAUUUUUUAUCACAUUCCCUUGACCGUUACCCUAUAAUUAAGGCUAAGAAAUAUACUUGCAAAAUUAGUGAAUAUCCAAAUCAACUACUGUUUUAAAAUAGUGUUUUUUGGUUUAAAUUGGAGUUGAUUCAGUGACACUGACAAAUUCAACUUCAUUUAUCUUGAAAAUAUUUUAUCUCUUUUUUCAUUUUUUUUAUUUGUACCUACUUUGGCAGCUUAAGUUGUACAGUCAUCAUUUUAAUACUUUGCACAAGCUGUAUGACAAUUUCUGUAUUAUGCCAAUAAUGUAACCAUACCUUGCCAUGUCAACAUCCAGAAGGUCCAAAUUCGUAUUUUAAAUGUUUCAUUUCUGCUUUUAUCAUAUAAUAUACAGUGCCUUGACUAAUAAAUAGGAUAAUCACUGUGGAGGGGCUUAUAGAUAGAAAUAAAAAUCUUAUUUCUACAUUUUUA
Messenger RNA from Sarcophilus harrisii (Tasmanian devil), 3294 nucleotides. It is a transcript of the gene MMADHC, whose product is annotated as metabolism of cobalamin associated D. The transcript is spliced from 8 exons. Gene Ontology annotation, biological process: cobalamin metabolic process. Bases 174 to 1067 code for a protein of 297 amino acids. The record is from RefSeq and is a predicted model, not a curated record. Lineage: Eukaryota; Metazoa; Chordata; Mammalia; Dasyuromorphia; Dasyuridae. Gene Ontology annotation, cellular component: mitochondrion.